AUGAGAUUUAGAGUGGCAGAGACCUAUCAGAAUGCAACAACGGAACCUUACAUUUCUCGUCCAAUACGCUCGUCCAGAUUCUCUUCAUUCUUAUCUUCCUAUCUUGAUACUGAGUCCACAUCUUCGUUCUUCCCCUACCGGAGUGUGCCCCUAGGCCGUUUGAUUGGAAUUCAACCCAGGAACAGAGGAAACUCGUACUACCCAAAUGUAGUCCUCAACCAACAUGGGAACUUAUCCGUUACGAGGUCCGAUCAAGAUGAAUUUGAGGAUCAAGACAAUAGUCAAGGACUCUGUGUUACCCUUCUUCAUAAUGUAAUGGGGAAGAUGGGCAGAAGUGGAAGCAGCACAAGGCAUUAA
Messenger RNA from Fraxinus pennsylvanica, 357 nucleotides. The record is from the annotation of a GenBank genome assembly. Lineage: Eukaryota; Viridiplantae; Streptophyta; Magnoliopsida; Lamiales; Oleaceae.